Messenger RNA from Notolabrus celidotus (New Zealand spotty), 1446 nucleotides. RefSeq names its product receptor-type tyrosine-protein phosphatase H-like. The record is from RefSeq and is a predicted model, not a curated record. NCBI's taxonomy places the organism in Eukaryota, Metazoa, Chordata, Actinopteri, Labriformes, Labridae. Gene Ontology annotation, molecular function: integrin binding; proteoglycan binding. The coding region runs from base 1 to 1446 and encodes 481 amino acids. Gene Ontology annotation, biological process: cell-substrate junction assembly; heart development; nervous system development. The transcript is spliced from 6 exons.
AUGUCGUUUUACAUUCUAGCUCCUCCAAACCCAAGGGGUCUUAAAAUAGUUGGACAAAAUGACACCAGUAUAACUCUGCAGUGGAAUAAAGUGGAGAACCUCCUUAACUACAGACUUAAGGUCGAUGAACGAGAGGUAGAAGUCCUUGCAGUGGCAGGACAAGUACUGGUGACAACAACAGUCCACGAACUCAAAAGUGGGACUAAACACAGUUUCAGUCUCUUUGCUCUGUAUCAUAAUGUCAGUAGCAGUGGACUUAACUUCUCUGCAGUCACAGCUCCUCGUAACGCAGAAGAUAUAACAGUAGUUGGACAGAGUGAGAGCAGCAUCACUUUGCAGUGGAAAAAAGUGGAUGAACUACUCGAUUACAUUUUUGUGGUCAAUGGAAGAGAGAUAAAUGUUACUGCACCAGAUGGACAAGAUACAGUGACAUACACAGUCUCUGGACUGCAAAGCGGGACAAAAUAUGUAUUUGAUCUGUUCACUGUGUUUGAAAACGUCAGAAGUAGUGGAGUCAAAUACACUGCAGUCACUGAUUGUGAUUUCAGAGUCACAUUAUUUGCAGUGAGUGAAGGCUUUUUUUUCUCAUCAGUUCCCUCAAUGGUGGCUUCAGUUAAUGUGACUGAACGCUCUGUGGACAGUGUAACCCUGGUGUGGAAGAGUGUGCGGAAAGACUGGAGCUACUCUCUCAAAAUAAAUGGAAAGGUUUUCAACCAUAAAGGAUCACAGGAUGUUUUAUCACAAGUAAUCUCUUCUCUCAAGCCUGGGACAGAGUAUCCAUUCAGCGUGAGCACAGGUUUCUUUGGACUCAACAGCACUGCUUACGAAGACUUCACAGUCACAGCCAUAAACUGUGCAAAUGUAAACUGGCAUGUUACAAACUCGUCGAUCAAAGGAACGAUUGAAGGCUUGUUUACAAAUGCAACAGCAACAAACAAAUCCCAAACUCAUGUCAGUUCUGAAGAUGGCAUUGUGUCGUUUACUGGCCUUUAUCCUGGAGCAACCUACGAGGUGUAUCUGGAAUAUGAGAAAAACUCCAUACACUUUAAUCAGUGUAGCCACGCAGUGACCAUCAUUCCUCCAGAUAUAAAGCCUCACUGUGAGUAUUGGGCAUCUGGAUAUUCUGUCUACAUUGCCUGGGACACACUGGCUGGCAUCUGGACUGGAGUGAAGGUGGAGGUGAAUGGGGAAACUCACUCUUCAAAUAACAGAGAACAACAUGUCAUAAUACCUGGAUUCCAACCUGCAAAAACAUAUGCGAUGUCUGUUGUUACACUAUCUGGAGAAAGGAGUUCUGCACCGUUUGCUUUUCAAUGUUCCACUGAUCCAAGGGGGGUCAUUGCAGGGUCAGUAAUGGGUGUGCUCCUUUUUCUUGUUCUGGUCUUUUUGGCUGCCUUCAUUUUGUUGAAAAGACCAGAUUUAAUCAGGUUGGCUCUGCCUCAGUGA